CGUCCUAGAAUGGAAAUUAUUCACAUACUUCAGAAGCCCUUGUUGCCUCUGUGCGCUGGGAAGGCUUUAGGAUUUUUUGUGUUUUUUUUUACACUACCAAAAUGGUGUGUUUUGGCGGUGUGCACAAGAGAAAUGUUAGCUAGUAAACUAAACUGGACGCUAGAGGGAAAUUUCGGCACUCAUUAGCUUCGUUGGAAGAGUUUUCUUACUGUUGGAGCGCCGUUCAUUGGGCUGUUUUAUGGAGACCCUUUCAAAAAGCCUUGCAGCUGAUUCCGCCCGAGUAAAGGGCUAUCAUGCAGGGGCUAUGCCCGACAGUGUUUCCAUGUCCUCCUAUAAAGAUUAUCCAGCUCACUGCCCCUUUGUCAGCACACUGGUGCAUCAUACCCCACAAACACGUAUUCAAUACUCGCGUUGUCCAGCAUCCCCCAGCAAAGCCUUCCCUGAAACAAAAAGGGCAGCAAUCUUAUCUGCCCUGAGAAACCUCCAGGAGAAGAUUAGGAGGUUGGAGUUGGACAAAGGGGAAGGAGUUCUCCAAGUUGGAGAAAAUGAUAUAUCCCACAGAGUUCUGCCAAGUGAGCGUGUUUCACAGAGUCUCUUAAAUGAUCAGAUAGACACAGCAAGAAGGGAGGACAGCCAUUCUCGUAGCAACCAAGCCUUGAUCACCCACCUUGCUGCAGCAGAGUCUCGCUGUGCAAAGCUGGAGCGACAGCUGGAGUACAUGAGGAGAAUGUUGCGCAGUGACAGGGCACAUGGGACCAGGCUGCACAGUCAGGAAUUCACAAAGAAUCCAAAUGCAGCCAAUAAACCAGCCGGGAUGGAAAAGCUGGAGAAACUGGAGGAGGAGUAUUUAAGGCUGAGAUGCGCACAGCAAAAUGCAGAGACGAAAAUCCUUGAAUUGGAGGAAAAAGUACAAGAAGAGGAACACCAGAGAAAGCUUAUGCAGGAUAGAGCUAAACUGAUUCAGAGGGGAAUGGAAGCUAAUAGGAUCUUGCUGCAGUCAGUGUCCCCUGCUCUGUCCAAAUGGUCUAAAGGGAAAAUAUUGAUUUCAGAGGAACCUUCUCCACGUCAGGUGACCCACAUGGAGCCACACUACAGACUGAAUCUCAGAGAUGUGCCUUUUGUUGCUGGAACGUCGGCUGGCAGCAGCCACUCAGUCAGAGCUAAUGUCCAGGCAGUGCUGUCCCUCCUCAAACAACACCAGCCACACCUCUGCAACCGCUGCGUCCUGCUUUCCAACUCAAACUCCUGUGGGACAGGUUUCCAGAAGCGUUCUGACUGUUCUUCCUCCUCUUGUGCCAGUGAGGAGGGACUCUCUGAGCUUCUGCAAGCUCUUCAGGAUGAGCUGAGACUGAUGAGUGUGGAGCAGGAUAAGUUGAUGUUGCAGUUGGAGAACAAUGUGUCUGAAGAGAAGAGGAAGGAGCUUCUGAAGGAGCAGGAGAGGCUUUUGCUUAAAAUGGAGAGGAAGGGAGAGCAGAUUAAUAAGCUCUACAAAUAUAAAUCACAGGCAAAAAAGUUACAAAAAGCCAAUUCUAGACGAAAAAGUGGGAAUGAGGUAGCAAUUUCCGGCAGAGGACGCUGCGUAGGCACCACAAAAAUUCCACCAGGAGAGGGCAGUAGGAGGAAUCUCAGGCUGCUGAGGGACAUGAAGGUUCUGCAAGCUUCAUUACGGACCUGAGAGCCAUCAGUACAGAAGCCAGAAAUGUUGGGCUUCCUUCUGGUGCCGUACCCCUAUUUUUGAUCAUUAUUUUACUAUGAAAACACACACACAAUUAAAAAACUAAGUAAACAUUUUAGGAAUUUCUAUUUUGAUUUUUUUCAGCAGGAUCAUUAUAUUCCAAGCCAUGGUGUUUUUCUUUGUUUUUUGCUGUUAUUUAUUUAUUUUUUUAAACUGGAAUAUCUUCAGGUUUUUUUUUCCUCCAAUGAGGUGUCCUCUUCAGUCUUGUUUUUCACCACCAGGUGGCAGCUUUUGUAUUCUACAUAAUGUGGUCAUUUUAUCACCACUCUAAUGGUAAUAGAUUCAAACUGCUUGAGUUUCGGCACAUUAUUAGGUGCCAUUGAAACAAACUAAUUUGAAAUAAAUCAAUUAAUGCAUAAGACAAUAACAUUAAAUCCAUUAUUUUUUCAUUAAAAUUAACUAUGUCAUGCUGUACUAAAAGGUUCCUAGGCUCAUAUACAUUUUGAUUCAAAGGUUUUUUCUGUCUUUUAUGUUGUUUGUAUAGUACAUAGAAAAAAGGAUACAGUUUUUCACUCUGCUUAUUAGGUAUGUACUAUCAAAACUAUUGUAAAUUGCAGCUAUGAAAAAUGUAAACUGUGCUGCAACAAUGUUUACAUUCACACUAAAAAAAGUCUGCUGGAUAUGAUAUCUCAAAUAACUUUUUUUUAUUUAUUCCUCAUUGUUGCACACGCAGAUUAAAGCAAAAGCGCAACAUUGAAUUUUUCAACAUUUUUGACACUGGGAUAUGAAUGUUAUGCCCCAAAUAUGUGCUAAUAUUUGGCCAAUCAGUACAAAAUACAAUCUUAUUUUAUUUUAUCAAGUUAAGAUUGCAGAGUGAACAGGUUUUUUUUGCCUCUGUGUUUGAAUUUAUUUUGAACGAUUAUUCAUUGUGAUGAGUUCUUCACAUUAGGUGAAUAAACAUUGCUGUAUUUGGUAUCAUAUGUUUACAAGGCAUCAUUAUUCAACUUGCUACUGACUUUUAUUUCCUAAAGGACAUAUUUUUAUUGCUGAUAUAAAUACAAGCUUACAACAA
Messenger RNA from Oryzias latipes (Japanese medaka), 2747 nucleotides. It is a transcript of the gene cep57, whose product is annotated as centrosomal protein 57. Lineage: Eukaryota; Metazoa; Chordata; Actinopteri; Beloniformes; Adrianichthyidae. The record is from RefSeq and is a predicted model, not a curated record. Gene Ontology annotation, cellular component: centrosome. Gene Ontology annotation, molecular function: microtubule binding; identical protein binding; gamma-tubulin binding.